This is a messenger RNA of Podospora pseudocomata, 1879 nucleotides long. RefSeq lists its product as uncharacterized. NCBI's taxonomy places the organism in Eukaryota, Fungi, Ascomycota, Sordariomycetes, Sordariales, Podosporaceae. Gene Ontology annotation, molecular function: structural constituent of ribosome. Bases 1427 to 1879 code for a protein of 150 amino acids. The record is from RefSeq and is a predicted model, not a curated record. Gene Ontology annotation, cellular component: mitochondrial large ribosomal subunit. The transcript is spliced from 2 exons. Gene Ontology annotation, biological process: translation.
GGCUGUUGACAGCACGCUCCUCGUCGUCAAAUUCCUCGUUGUCAUAGGGGUACAUCUUGAGGUUGUGGAAAGCAAACUCCUCCUUGAUGCGCUCCUUGAAAGCCAUGCGCUCCUCCAAAGUCAGGGAAUCGGACUUGGCGAUGACGGGAACGACGUUGACAACAUCAGAGAGCUUCUUGAGCACGACAAUAUCGAUGGGCUUAAGGGAGUGACCCGAUGGCUGGAUGAAGAACAAGCAGCAGUGGAUGCGCGUGUCCUGAAUGUAGCGCUCACGCUGGGCAGUGAGUUCCUUGCGGAGGUAGGCCGAGUGCUGGUCCUUGAUGUACUUGACGAUAGGGUCCCAGCACCUGUCGUUGUUGAUGAGGUCGCCAUAACCGGGGGUAUCGACAAUGUUGAGUCUGAGGCGGACGCCGUUCUCCUCGAUGAUGUGCGAAACGGACUGGAUCUCGGUGGUGGAGCGAAUGGUCUCGUCAGGGAGCAACCUGCCCUUGGACUCGAUGAGGUGCGAGGCGAAGAUGGUGUUGAUCAAGGUCGACUUGCCGAGACCCGUCUGGCCUGCAUUGCACGAGACACGUCAAUCCCAGCUCGCGAACGGGAGGAGUGGAGAAUGGAAAGUGUUAGUUGAGAGAAGCAGACUGACCGACGCAGAUGACGUUGAACUGGAAGCCACGCUUGAGCAACUUGCGCUCGAUCUGGGACGUGAUGCUGUCGAAACCAACGUGGCUCUGGGGGUAGAUGGUGGCAGCAGGCAUGGCGGCCAUUGUGGCGGUAGGUUAUAACUGGCUGAAGACGGGAGACGGGAGACACGCUAUGGAGCUAUUCCAAAAAGCAGACAGGGGCAAAGCACCGGGAAAUAGAGGCGCUCACGGGGGAUAUGGAGAGGUGAAGAUGGAGUGUAUCGACGAGAGUUGCUGUCGGGUUGAGGUUUCGAAUGGUUGGGGGAUUUUCGUGGUAGCACCGUGGACCUUUCCUGCCGGCAGCGUGUGCCAAACAAUAAUUUCCGUCCAAGGGGUCGCUCGCCAGCUGGGGAAAGGGGGACGGGUCAUAGCCGGCACCUGAUUGGCCUGGUGGAGCUGCUGCCCCAGGCACAACCUCAAUUGGGUUUAGAGGGUCUUAGCGCAUUCUCCAGCGCUGCAGUGGCAGCUCAGAAGCAGGAGAGGGACCGUGCCAUCCCGGCCCAUUCUUUUUCAAUGUCUCGAGUGGAUUGAAGUGGUGGGACAAUCCAUCGCGAAGAGCACCGGCCGACAAUAUUUUUUGGGUCGACGACCGAGACCGACCCGACAGCGUCAUCCACACCGCCACGGUACAGCCACGAGAGGAGGACAUAUCGGAAUAUUGAGAGGGAAAGGAAGGCAUUGGUCGAUUUCAGACGAGUUACUUUGGCGGUACAAUCGAGUUCGAAAUUCAAGAAUAUCACCAAGCAAAAAUGGCAAUGGCGGCACCAGCGAUGAGGAUGGCUUCCUCGGCCUCUUUCCUCCCCAGACUCCUCCCACCAACAGCCUUCGCGGCAUCAAGGGUCCAGGUUCUUGUACGACAACUCUCGCUCCCCCUGUUUCCCAACCUCAACAUCGCCAUCCCAGUAGGCAUCUCGCUCGGUCUUCCAUCACUACCAGAAGUCUUGGAGGGGAUUUGGGAGGGUAUUCUCAAGGCUGUACCAAAGAAGAAGACAUCGCACAUGAAGAAGAGACACAGACAAAUGGCCGGCAAGGCUAUCAAGGAUGUAACGGCGCUUUGCGUCUGCCCGGCGUGUGGUGGGAUGAAGCGUAUGCAUUAUGUCUGCCCUACCUGCGCAUCAAGACUCAGGGGGUUUCUGCACCAGGAGGCCAAGGCCAAGGAGGAGGCUCAAGCCGAGGAAGAGGUCAAGGCUAAGACCAAAUAA